Molecule: messenger RNA, 5912 nt
Organism: Prunus avium (sweet cherry)
Lineage: Eukaryota; Viridiplantae; Streptophyta; Magnoliopsida; Rosales; Rosaceae
Product: Duplicated homeodomain-like superfamily protein
Source: RefSeq, a predicted model, not a curated record
CGGAUGCCAGUCUCUCUCUCAAGGCUCUCUUUGUCCCUUAUCGGCUCACGGUUCUCACUUUCUCGCCCCACAGGCAGAUUUUCUUGAAGCCAAGAAAGAGCAAGAAAGAGAAAGAAAGAGAAGGAAAAUUUUCUUCAGAGGAAGAGAAGGCAGCCGAACGACGACGAAGCGGAUAACAAGAGCAAACCCUAGGAGAGUCAUCGUCUCCCAUGGCUCACUAAACUCCUCCUAUGCUUUGUUUCGUCCACGAUCUGGUUUCGAAACCCUAGGGCAACCAACCGUGGCUGCGGCGCAGGCUCGAAAGGCUCUUAUACGAUUUGGUUUGUAGAGAACCCUAGAUUCAGUACGGUACGGAUAGGCAGCUGUGAGCUCUGUUGUUUUUUGGGCGUGGAAAGGCGAAGACUUUGGUGGGCAUACGGCCGAGAGAGAUCUUGGCGGUGGUGUUUGGGGUUUAGAAUUAGGGUUGUGAAGGUGUGGCUGCCCAUGCGAUUGGGUUGAUUUUGAUGCCGCCAGAACCAUUGCCUUGGGAUCGGAAAGACUUCUUCAAGGAGAGGAAGCACGAGAGGUCGGAGUCCCUUGGCUCUGUGGCACGAUGGAGGGACUCGCCCCAUCAUGCACCUCGCGACUUCAAUCGUUGGCCUUCAGCCGAUUUUCGCAGACCACCAGGUCAUGGUAAGCAGGGUGGUUGGCACCUAUUUUCCGAGGAUUCUGGUCAUGGCUAUGCAUCUUCUCGGUCUGGUGAUAAGAUGCUGGAAGAUGAGAGCUGCCGACCAUCAUUUUCGCGUGGAGAUGGAAGGUAUGGUAGGAACAGCAGGGAUAACAGAGGGUCUUACAGCCAGAGGGAAUGUAAAGGUCAUUCUUGGGAAACCAGCAGUGGGUCUCCAAACACACCGGGCAGGCCAAAUGACGUGAUUAAUGAACAAAGGACGCAGGAUGAUAUGCUGACAUACUCAUCUCAUCCGCAUUCUGACUUUGGAAGCACAUGGGAUCAGAUUCAAUUGAAAGACCAGCUUGAUAGGAUGGGCGGUUCUACCGGUCUAGGUGCUGGCCAGAAAUGUGAGAGAGAGAACUCGUUGGGCUCAAUUGAUUGGAAGCCCCUUAAAUGGACGCGGUCUGGAAGCAUGUCUUCUCGGGGUUCAGGUUUCAGCCAUUCAAGUAGCUCAAAGAGCAUUGGGGCCAUUGAUUUCAAUGAAGCAAAGCUUGAGUCACAGCUGAAAAAUGCCACUCCGGUGCAGUCUCCUUCAGGAGAAGCUACUACCUGUGUGACAUCUGCUGCACCAUCAGAGGAAACAACUUCUAGGAAGAAGCCGCGCCUUGGAUGGGGUGAGGGAUUGGCAAAGUAUGAGAAAAAGAAAGUCGAGGUCCCUGAUGGAAGCAUGAACAAAGAUGGGGCUGUUUGUUCUGUUGGUAACAUGGAGCCGGUCCAUUCUCUGAGUUCAAAUUUGGCUGAUAAAAGCCCUAGAGUUACAGUUUUCUCAGAUUGUGCAUCUCCUGCAACUCCAUCCUCUGUAGCUUGCAGUUCCUCUCCAGGUGUGGAGGAGAAAUCAUUUGGCAAGACAGCAAAUGUUGACAACAAUAAUAGAAACUUUUUUGGUUCCCCUGGUCCUAUGUUUCAGAGUCAUCAUGAGGGAUUCACAUUCAAUUUGGAAAAGUUGGAUUGCAAUUCUAUAGCUAAUUUGGGCUCAUCACUACGGGAAUUGCUUCAAUCUGAUGACCCAAGUUCAGUGGAUUCUGGUAUUGUGAGGCCUACUGCAAUGAACAAGUUACUUAUAUGGAAAGGUGAAAUUUCGAAGGUGUUGGAAGUGACCGAGUCAGAAAUUGAUUCACUUGAAAAUGAGCUUAAAGUAUUGAACUCUGAUUCUGGUGGCAGCUGUCCACGUCCAGCAACUUCUAGUUCUUUGCCUUUGGAGGACAUUGAUAAAUCUUUCAAAGAACAGGUUACUGUCACCAAUUUGAUCACUCGGCCUGCUCCAUUGCAAAUUCAUUCUUCUGGGGACACUGAUGUGGAGAAGAUGUGUCUUGGUAAUGGUGACCAGGUAGAAUUUUGUGGUAUUGUUAAGGAUGAGGAUAUUGAUAGUCCUGGAACAGCGACGUCGAAAUUUGUUGAACCAUUACCUUUGGUAAAGGUGGUUUCUUCAUCGGAUGUGAUGAGUCACAAUGAUUGUUCUGGGGAUUUGGAUCCAAUUGAAAUGACCAAAGGGGAAGCAAAAUGCUUAGUGCCAGGAAAGUAUGAAGAAAAGACUGACCUGGCUGCUUGUGGAAAUAGUAGCAUGCUUUUGGGUAGUGAGAUAGUUGCACCUGUUUCUGGUGGUUCCAGUCUUUGUUUUAGUGUAGUUGAUACGAUAUGCGAUUCUAUAUGUUCUUCCAAUAAAGAAUCUGCAAAUAGAUCAUUUGACGUAUUUAAUAAGCUGUUACCAAGAGAGCACUACAAGGUUGAUAUAUCUGGAGUUAGUAUUUCCUCAUCUGGGAAGAAUGAUCCGUUGAUCAAAGAGAAGUUCGCCAUGAGGAAACGGCGUUUAAGGUUUAUGGAGAGAGUCUUAACCUUAAAAUAUAAAGCCUUUCAACACCUGUGGAAGGAAGACUUGCGUUUGCUUUCCAUACGAAAAUAUCGUUCGAAAUCUCACAAAAAAUUUGAAUUAAGCUUGCGAGCAACAAAUAAUGGGUAUCAGAAGCAUCGCUCUUCUAUUCGAUCUCGUUUUGCUACACCUGCAGGAAAUCUGAGCUUGGUCCCAACUACAGAGAUCAUUAAUUUUACCAACAAGUUGCUGUCAGAUUCCCAAGUCAAGCUUUAUAGGAACUCAUUGAAGAUGCCAGCCUUAAUCUUGGACAAGAAGGAGAAGAUGGUGACGAGGUUUAUUUCUAGUAAUGGCUUAGUUGAAGAUCCCUGUGUUGUUGAGAAGGAAAGGGCAUUGAUGAACCCAUGGACGCCAGAAGAGAAAGAGCUGUUCAUUGAAAAGCUAACCACAUGUGGGAAGGAUUUCAGAAAAAUUGCUUCUUUUCUUGAUCAUAAGACGACUGCUGACUGUGUUGAGUUCUACUACAAACAUCACAAAUCUGUUUGUUUCGAGAAAACAAAGAAGAAGGCUGAUAUGACUAAGCAAGGAAAGUCUUCAGCUAAGACCUACCUAAUUUCAAAUGGGAAAAAAUGGAAUCGUGAGAUGAAUGCUGCUUCCCUUGAUAUUUUGGGUGCUGCUUCUGCAAUCGCAGCUCAUGCCGAUGGUAGCACGAGAUCUCGACAGGCAUAUUCAGGAAGGUUGUUUUUGGGAGGGUACAGGAAUACUAAUCCAUCACGAGGUGAUGAUACCACUGUCGAAAGGUCUUGCAGUUUUGAUGCUAUUGGGAAUGAAAGAGAAACAGUUGCUGCUGAUGUUUUGGCAGGUAUAUGUGGCUCGCUGUCAUCUGAGGCUGUGAGUUCUUGCAUCACUAGUUCUAUUGAUCCUGGUGAGGGUUACCGAGAAUGGAAGUGCCAGAAAGUGGAUUCGCUAGCGAGGCGACCUUUGACGCCUGAUGUUAUGCAGAAUGUUGAUGAUGAGACUUGCUCAGAGGAAAGUUGCGGAGAAAUGGAUCCUUCUGACUGGACAGAUGUGGAGAAGUCUAGCUUUAUACAGGCAGUGUCAUCCUAUGGCAAGGAUUUUGCUAUGAUCUCAAGAUGUGUUCGAACGAGGUCCCAACAUCAAUGCAAGGUUUUCUUUAGUAAAGCUCGAAAGUGCCUUGGGCUUGAUUUGGUACAUCCUGUGGCUGGAAAUGGAACAUCUGUUGGUGAUGAUGUUAAUGGAGGUGGGAGUGAUGCUGAAGAUGCCUGUGUUCUGGAAACUGGUUCAGGUAUUUCCAGUGAUAAGUCAGGGUGUAGAAUGAAUGAGGACAUGCUCUUGUCUGUCAUUAACAUGGAUGAUGAAUCUGAUCCUGCAGAGACCAUGAAUUUGCAAACAGGUCCACUUAGAUCAGAGGAAAACAAUGUAAUGGGACAAGUAGAUCAUGAAGGUGGUAAGACACUCAAAUCUCUGGCGUCUGAUGCAGUAGAGGCGGAGGAUAGGCCUAAUCUAGUUUUGGAUGAUGCCGAUUGUGUAAGAGAUGCCCAGAAAAGUCGAGUAUGCUCUGCAGAUGCUCCAAGAGAUGAUGUGGCUGAAAAGGGAAUAUUAAUUGCAGAAUCACUUCCUGUUGGUGGGGGAAUCAACUUUGACCCAACUAAUCCUGGCAUGGAUGGGGAAAAAUUGAUGGGUGAACUUUCUUCUGAUGGCAAUACUGAUACAAGCAGAUGCAGCCUACCAGGUUCAGUACACGAUUCUAAUUCAAGUGGCAAUGCUUCUGCCCUGGCUGGUGGUGGUUCUUGUUCAGGUUUCAGUCUUAACCCUGAGUGCCUGCCUCAAGUUUCUGUGGGGCUGAAUUCUUUGCAAAAUUCUUCUGUCAUCUCAAUGCCACAUGAGAAUCGUCAUGCUCCUGCAGAUUCCGUGUCACAAGAUUCUGCUAAAAUUGAAUGCGAGAAAGCCCUUAACCAAGAUAGGUUGUCGUCAACCCUGGAUCUACAGGAGGGUAGAGAGCCUAAAUCUGUUGGGAUAGAUGAGUGUCACAAGCACUUACCUGGUCUUCCAAUAUAUACAAAUGUUGAAUCCUUUCAGGUUCUCAAGGGCUAUCCAUUGCAAAUGGCAACCAAGAAAGAUACUAAUGGGGAUGUAACGUCUGGUAAUUUAUCUGAAGUUCAAAACUUUUCAAAGCCAGACAGGAAGAUCAAUGGUCAUUAUAUGACGAAAGAUGGCUUCCUUCAAUUUGGUAACUGUAAGCCGCAAUGUUCAGAGGUUGAUUUUCCCCUUGCUCCCCAAAAGGUAGAACAACCAGUUGGCCCUCCAAAAGCCCAUUCAUGGAGUUCAUCAGAUUCAGAUAAACCAAGCAGGAAUGGUGAUGUGAAACUGUUUGGUAAAAUACUCAGCAAUCCAUCAUCCCUGCCCAAGUCAGGUUCCAACAUCCAUGAGAAUGAAGAAAAGGGAGCUCACAACCAUAAGUUAAGCAACACGUCAUCUAACCUAAAAUUCACUGGGCAUCACAAUGCUGAUGGAAAUUCUUCUGUCCUGAAGUUUGAUUGUAGUAGUUAUCUGGGGAUUGAGAAGGUUCCCAGGAGGAGUUAUGGCUUUUGGGAAGGGAAUAAAGUGCAUGCUGGUUAUCCAUCUUUUCCUGAUUCAGCUAUCUUGCUGGCCAAGUACCCUGCAGCAUUUGGCAACUUUCCUACUUCCUCUUCCAAAAUGGAACAGCAGCCAUUGCAAGUCAAGAACAACGAUCGGAAUAUGAAUGGUGUAUCAGUUUUUCCUUCCAGGGAAAUUAGUGGCAGCAAUGGAGUUGUGGAUUACCCGGUGUUCAGUAGGAGUCGGGAUGGUGCUAAAGUGCCCCCAUUUACAGUAGACGUGAAGCAGCAGCAGCGGCAAGACGUAUUUGAUAUGCCAAGACGAAAUGGGUUUGAUACAAUUUCGAGUUUACAGCAGCAAGGACGGGGGAUUGUUGGGAUGAACGUAGUAGGGAGGGGAGGGAUCCUUGUAGGGGGUCCAUGUACUGGUGUUUCAGAUCCUGUUGCUGCCAUAAGAAUGCAUUAUGCAAAAACUGAACAGUAUGGGGGGCAGCCGGGGAGCAUGAUUAGAGAGGAAGAGUCCUGGAGAGGAGGUAAGGGUGAUGUAGGAAGGUAGUAGAUGUUGCAGAGGGCCUUUGAGAGAGGCCCUCAGUGGCAAAUUAUUUAUUUGCUGCGCCCUGUAUAAUAGGUUUUUUUGUGUUCAGUCAGUGACGUGAUAGGGCAAUGGACGGUUUAAAGUCCCCGUCUUUUUGGUAAAAUGCUUUUUAGGUGCUUGUAAUAUUGCAGCAGCUUUGUAUUUGUUGUAUUUUAUGGAAAAUACAGAAAUAAACUGCAAAAGUUGGGAGGGAUGGAUUUAUUC